CAAUUAUUAAACUCGAUAUUUGCUUUGCACGAAGUCAUACUCCAUUCUUACGAGAAGUGGAAGUUAGUUGGAAACAUUUAGAUGCGUAUAAUAACUAUCUAGGGAAGUUGUUCAGAUCCCAUCUGUUAAGAAGGCUCGGUAAGAGUCUCAGAGGAUUUGCUGAUAUAUAAACCUAUAGAAUAGUUACAUGAUCGUCGACAGAAUAUUCGAUCAAUAUAAUGUACAAUGUGAACAUUUCAAUAGAACUGCACCCCACCGGGGUGAGUUCUACUGGAGUAAUGGGAUUCCAUAUAAUCCGCAUCAUAAUAGCGCAUUGUAUCGAUUUAAAAGGUCUUUUAUUUCCCCCUGCCAAUUGCCGGACUCCAUGGCCACCACACGAGCGGUCUUGCCAUCAUCUGUCUUCUCACCCCGUGCAAAAGUCGGGUGUUUCAACACGGCUUUCAAUAGGCUUGGAUCACCCAGCUUCGCCGCAUAGUGCACUGCAGCCCAUCCGUCCUGACCCACAAUGUCACCGACGUCAUCAAGCUCUAGGAGGAUCAUCGCGCAGUCAAUACUUUCAUGGCGCAGUGCCUCAAUGAGCGCCGUGUUCCCGUCGUAAUUCUUCCCUGUCAGGAUUAAUUUCUUGUCGCGUGGAGGUUGCAACAAGCUUUCCAACGAAUCACUCUCCCCUUGAAUACAUAUAUGGUGGAUCAAGUUAUUCCCAGAAUUGUCUAACAAAUCCAGCUUUGCGCCAUGUCGAAUCAGACACUUCAUACACUCCAAAUCAUCUAGGAAAUCAAAUAUGGGCGGCCUGCCAUCCUCAUCUUGCGCAUUAAUGUCCAACUUUGGUAUAAGGCUUGUCUCGCAGAAUAGCGCCAGCGUUUCACACCUCUUCUCCCCCCGAUCUGAAAGGCCGGCAUAAUGCAGCGCAACUUGAUGAUUCUCCUGCCUUACAUUCGGAUCUGCCCCCGCGUCAAGGAGGAGUUUUACGCAGCCCACCAAACACCCCUGCGCAGCCAUCAUAAGUGGUGACUCCCCCCAGACGUUGCUUUGAUCGAUAUUCAACAAAUCCGGAUACCGUUUACAUAUCUCUAGCGCAUAGCUCAAGCUUUCCAAUGCAUUUGACUCUACAGCAGCGUGUAAAAUGUUUGCGUUCAAGUUCGACUUGAUAAACGGAUCCGCGCCGGUAUUCACCAAAAUCUUCAUUUUAUCCGCUUGGCCCGUGGCACUAGCCCAAUGAAGUGGCGUCCAGUGGAAUUUCCGAUCUUUUUGAUCGACUAGGUUCUGUAUGAUUUUGCCUGUAUCUGGGUUUUCCGCCGCCGAAACCCGGAACUGCUCGAUGAUGGUGACGAAAAGUGGAGAUCUUUUUUGGUAUUUUGAUUUCCAGUGGGACCAAUUUGUGCCCUGAGGGGCGUUGUUGGCAUGGUCCACGAAGUCAAUGAGUUCUUCGAGUGUGGGGCGUUCGGAGUCCUCUGGAUCGUAGAGAUCCAGGACAGCAAUGUGGAUCGGGGUGAACUCAUAGUCGUCGAUGUAGUCGUCUUGUUUAGAGAAAACUUGGACGAUGUCCUUUUCUGUUUGGGUAGCAUCGGCUCCCUGGGAUUUCAGAAACGCGAAGUCGACGGGUUUUCUAAAAAGUAAAUAAAUGGUUAGAUCUGGAUAGAGGCGAUAUUGAAGCUCCCAAAGUCGGGUUGAAGAGUGUGCAGACCGUGCUCCAAGAUCCGAUACUUCAGUCUCCGCACCUAGUUCAACAAGAUACUGUACGGUUGGCAAUUGUCUCGCGUACGCUGCAGUCUAGAAACAAUCAGCACAGCAGGUGUCAGCAAUAUGGCAACCACUAACCCCUGAUAAUAAUAGUAAAAAACCAAUAUUGAAAUGCGAGAAAACAUACAUGCAACAAGGACCAUCCAUCCGGCGCCGUAUCCCAAGGCGUUGCCUCCCCUGAUUGAAUUGCUAAUUUCAACUUCUCCAGAUUCCCACGUUUAACGUACCGCAUGGCGUUGGAUCCCUCCGGCACCAUACGAUAAGUAUUUAGUCGAUAUCGAACCUGGAUACUACUAGUUGACAUCAUAUUCGCCAUGGCCUUUUUAAAGAAAGAAACCGGGAUGGACUUUUCCUGUGACGUUGUGGCUGCACAGCUUGGAUCUGAGCACUCAACCUUAGGCUUGCUGUUCUCUCGAAAUACCCGCACGUUAAGCCGUGAAGACCGCGCCUUGGGUUCACCGGUGGUCGAAUCAUCAUGACAUUUGCAGUAGCAAUCAUGUCGGCAUGCGCGACGAAUGACCAGUGAGCUCGUUGAUCGGAGGUCUACUAAAUUGCUUGAUUGGGAUGGGGUAUCACUACCUCGCCUGUCCCUCCGGCCUGGUACUGAUAGUUUAUUAUCAAACGAGGUAGAGGUUAUGGAAGUAUUUCUUGAAUCUAUCGAGCUCCGCGAUGAUGGUGUUGAUGAUCCGAGAGAUAGAGUUGUGAUGGAGGAUGAGUUCGAGGAUGGAUACCUCGAAAUUAAGGGUAACGCUGAUUCCGACGCAUCCUCGAGGAAUUGAGGUUCGCUUGCCAUCUCCUCAACGGCUGUCGAACAUGCUUCUAGGAGUUGGGGGUGUUGAUUGCAAACAGCAAGGAACGUCUCCCUGUACGGCUUUAGCACUCAGAUAAAUCAAGGGGGAGUUUGGUACUACGAACAAAUGCGCCAGUGAUAUAAAACUAUGCAAUUGCGCACAUUGGUUCUUGAACUGCUUGUCAAGCGCUUCAAACUGCGACUUAUGCUGGACGAAUCUAACUCGACGGAAACUCGAGUUUUCAGUCUUAUACACCUGCGUUAAACGCUUCUCAAGAUCUUUGAUGGUUGCAAAUCCAUCAUUAAUAGCCGUUCGAAGGAUCUUCUCGGAGAUGUUGUGCUUUGUUUGACGGCUACGUAGGACACGAUCAAACCCUCUCAGUGCCUCCUCGAAUAUCUCAAGGUUGUGUACGAGUUCAGAUAGGUCUCUUGAGUGGCAACGGAUGCAAGCAACCCGAUGGCGGAUACAGGAUCCAUUAUGGGCUCUACUAUCGGAUGGAUCUAGUCGAACGUUCGUAGUGGAAAUUCAUCUCUAUGCUCUAAGCUCUAAACGGUCCGAUGUAUUAGAAAUACAAAAUGUGAGGAUGUGUUUUUUUUUAGUGACGACGUUUCGCUACGGGGUUGUUCAUCAGGAUAGAAGAUCAGGCUUCGACCAGACAAAACUAUUUAUGAGGCUGAGAAAAGCGGUCAUCGAGGACCCCUCUCUCCCCACGCUCCUUGCCGAUUCCUCACCUGGCUCAACAGACUGUCCAGAGGCGCUCACGCUAAUUCGAGCCUUGUCUUCUGCCAGUCAAUAUCUCGCUCGUAGUAUCGAUUGGUACACAUGCUCGAAGAGAUAACAACCCGUGUCCCCGCUGGCAUACAAGCAGCCAAGUUUGGGGGCCAUGUCUGUGGUAAGCGCCUGGGUUGGUUCUUCCCAAGACGACAUCAUAGCACUGAAAACACCCAAAUACCCAGUAAAAUAGAGGCUACCAGUGCAGUGCAGUGCGCGAUGCGAUGCUGAGCCCUUGGGGCGAUUGCGGCAGGGAUGCCGAGUCGCUGUCAGUCAAUGAUGGAUGCACCCCAGCCCACUGCCAAGGAGCGGGGCGAAAAAAAUGAGAAUCACCUUUCGUGGCACGCUCCGCGGGGGGGGGGGGGGAAGAGAUAGAGAUAUUUAGAAUGACGAUUGGUUAAGCGAGGUGCCGCCUCAGCCAUAUCAAAGAUAGAGUUGUGAAUCCCUGGCACUCCUUGAGUGUAGAGUGUUUGAACAUGAUUAUCACUAUUUAUCUCCGUCGACUUUGAUACCAGCUCUGUAAAGAACAGGCCCCCCCAUCGUUAGACUAGUCUACUCCGCGAGCAUGGCACCAAUGCAUGAUACUGUUCUGCCAGAUGCGCGGUCUCCAUCUCUCUACCUCGACCACCCGACCGAUGCAGAAAACAAAGCGAUUUGGACUCUCACCUCAAGUGAAUGGAAAGAUGCUCUCCCCGUGGAUAUCUACCUUGAGGAAUCACUGUAUCUCAUGACAGUCCCUUUAGCGAAAGAUGGGGGAAUGACCCAAUGGGUGCUGGUGGAUAGGGCCCUCCCGCGAGAGCAAAGGCCCCUCCUGGCUUCCUGCGAAACUUUCCGUAAACGCUCAUGGGUCAGCGAUAAACAUGGCAAUGUAGCCGAGUUCAUCACCCACGGCGUCGCCAGUGUCUAUUGUGACCCUCGAUAUCGCGGUCGGGGCUAUGCCUCACGACUGAUGAAGGAGCUGGCUAAGGUGCUACCAAGAUGGCAAACGACCAGAGCCAAUCAAUGUAUCGCCAGUGUCCUAUUUUCAGAUAUCGGGAAGCAAUUCUAUACAAAUCUCAAAUGGCAUGCCUUCCCAAGCUUUCAUGUCGAGUUCCCUCCUUCACUGGAGGCACCAGCAGCAGGACGGAGAUCGUCAGCUGCGACACCGUUGUUCGCAAGGGACCUUGCGAAGCUCUGCAAACAGGAUGAGGCACUUGCUCUGAAAGCAAUGGCUGCACCAUGCCCGUCCACUGAGAAAAUACGCUUCAUGAUCGUACCGGAUCACGAUCACAUGCUCUGGCACCAUACCAAAGAAGAGUUUGCCGCUGAGGUUCUCUUCAAGUCACAGCCACAGGUCAAAGGUGCCAUCGCUGGAGAGCUUGGGAAUCGUAUAUGGGCGAUCUGGACGCACCGGUUCUAUGACCCUCCCAAGGACGCAAACUCCAACAAUACUCUCUACAUCCUGCGGCUUGUUAUUGAAAACCAAGGUGCUCUAGAUAGCUUCUCGGUGGAGUAUGAUUUACAAGUGGCGGGACUAAGAGCUGUGAUUUUUGCUGCGCAGAGGGAGGCUGCAGAGUGGGGUUUACACCAUGUUAAUUUAUGGGGACCGUCUGCUCAGGUACAAGAGCUGAUCAAGCGAACGGGAGUCGCGCAUAGAGAGGAAGACCGUGAAGAAGAAGGUAUAUGCUGUCUGCAGUGGUACGGAGAGGGGGACGGUACAGGGGAUUCAUUAGAAUGGGUUGGCAAUGAGAAGUACGGAUGGUGUUGAUCAGGAUUGAAUUUAGAAUCUAUAGCAGUGCGCGACCCUUUUUAUUUUUUAUUUUAUUUUAUUUUAUUUUAUUUUAUUUUUUUGAGAAAUAUCUAGAUCUAUCUAAAACAAUUCACCAUCGCGUGUAUAUGUAGCAUUGUAUAUGUUUCAAUCUGUCUUGGGAAUCUUCGUCGCUCG
Molecule: messenger RNA, 5226 nt
Organism: Blastomyces dermatitidis ER-3
Lineage: Eukaryota; Fungi; Ascomycota; Eurotiomycetes; Onygenales; Ajellomycetaceae
Exons: 2
Coding region: 3868-5049 (393 amino acids)
Molecular function (GO): acyltransferase activity, transferring groups other than amino-acyl groups
Source: RefSeq, a predicted model, not a curated record